AUGGAUGACUCUGUCCUUUUCAAUGACCUCGGUCCCUCUAAGCCCCCGUCGGCCUCUUUCUACGACGAUAUGUUCGACUCCUACUUCAACGACGCGGACGAGGCCCCCGAGCCCUCGCCUAAGGCUUCUUCCUCGCCGUCGACGCCGCCGCCCGUGUUCGACAAGCCGGUCUUCGACGACGAUCCUGACACGGCCGAUCCAUUCGACGCGAUCCCCUUGUUUGGAGGCGGCGGUGGCGGGGAAGGGGAGGACUUCCUCGGUGGCGUCGGGAGCGCGGCAAAGCCGGAGAGGAGGGAGUCGGAGGCGGUGGGUUUUGAUGAAGACUUGCUCCCUGGGUUGGUGGGAGCACCAAUUCGACGGAGGAGCCGGAGCAUGAAGCCGGCGCCGCAAAUGGAGCCUGUGGCGUUUGAUGAUGGUGUGAUCCCUGACAUUGGUGGAGGCACGAGCCAUCCCUAUUCGGCAAGGGAGGAACCUAUAAUAAGGCAAGAAAGUGAAUCAAUUUCAUCCAGCAAAAUGAGUAGCACGCGAGAAGAUCCUUUCGUCAUUUUAGGUGGUACACACAGAUCGGGAUAUUCAUCUUUUGGAUUGUUUUCAGAUCCUUUGAAUAACAUCGGCAUGCCUGUGAAGGAAGGGAACACAAAAGUUGAUGCGCCUGAUAAUACCAGUGGGAUAUUUCAGGGGUCUGAUAUCUUUACUGACUUUCCAAAAGCCAUGCCACCCUUUUCGUUUACAUCUGAAAACCAGAGUGAUAUAAAUGAAAGGAGAUAUGCUGAAAACAUAAAUAGCAUGAGUCUCUCUGAUCGGGUGCCUCAGGAGAAGCCAGUCCAACAAGCUUCAACAGAAGCACCUGACAAUAAAUUGUUUGAGAUGAACUUCCCUGAAGCAUCUGUUAUCCGUGAAGUACCUGUUACCACUGGUUUUCAGACAUUAAACCCAUUUGCUGGGGAAGACGAUUUGUUAGAGGCAAAUCAAUCUUCACAGAGGCCUAAUGAUGUGUGGGUAACUGUUUCUGAUAUUGCUCUAGUGACACUACCUACAAGUGCACCGCCUCCUUCACGGCCGCCACCUCCACUUGCUGCUAAGAAACCACCUACUGAAUCUGUAAAUCGUAAUCAAGGCUACCAUCACUCCGCAUGUUCAAACACUUCUAAAACAUCCCAAAUUGAUGAAUUGGAAGAUUUUUUCAUGGCAAAGCCUGCUAAUUUUGCCAAUGGUCAUCCACAAGUUCUAAAGCAUGAAGGAAACGGGCAUUAUCCAUCUGCAGCUACUGCAAGUUUCAUGGACUGGACUGAGAUGGGACACUCUAAAGGGGGGAACCAAGGGGCAUUUGAUUCUAUGUUCACCAGCAAUCAAUAUAGACAGCCAGAAAUAGAUGAGAAAGCAGAAGUAUGUGCUCAUGAAAUGGAAACCACAGAUGAAGAAGAGAGAUUAGAAAAUGAACGAAUACAAAGAGAACAUAAAGAGGAGCAAAGAAGAGCAGAAAGGGAGAGGGAAGAACAGCUUGAGAGGGAAAGGGAAAAGGUGAGACAAAGGGAACAAGAGGAGCAGAGGAGGCGUGAAAAAGAGAGGGAGGCCAGGCAAGCUGUAGAUAAGGCUGUACGGGAGGCACGUGAAAGAGCAGCUGCUGAAGCACGCAUGCGAGCUGAGAAGGAGGCUCGUCAAAGAGCAGAGCGAGCUGCCGUAUGGAAAGCAACAACAGAAGCUCGUGAGAGAGCUGCAGUCGAGGCAAGGGAAAGAGCUGCAAAGGCUGCUGCAGAAGCUAAGGAAAGAGAAGCAGCAGAGGCUAGAGAAAGGGCUGCAGUAGAAUCAAGGGAAAGGGAUGCCAAAAUUGCUGCAGAAGCAAAGGAAAGAGCUGCCAGGGCUGCUGCUGAAGCUAGAGAAAAGGAAGCAGCAGAAUUUCAGGAGAAAGCUGCUGCAGAAGCUCGGGCAAAAGCUGAGCGAGCUGCUGUUGAGAAAGCUGCAGCAGAAGCACGAAGGAGGGCUGAAAGAGCAGCUUUCGAGAGGGUUGCUGCUGAAGCUCGGCAAAGGGCUGCUAAUGAAGCUAGAGAAAGGGCUGCAGCUGAAGCACGGGCAAGAGAAAAUCAGCAAAGGAGAGCAACAGCAGAACCUGAUCUCGAGUCAUUCUUUGGCAUGCCUUCUAGAUCAAGCAGUGUACCGAGAUCAUACAACAACACAACAACGAAUCCUUUCGAUGUUCAGCCUCAUGGCAAUGCUGAUUCUGGUGGUGUAAGGACAUCUUCCAGUUCAGCUUCUUCCUUUACUCAGCCUUCGUCAAGCAAUCUUAUGGAUGGCCUAUCUUCUAUAUUUGGAGCACCUUCAUCAUCUGCUGUAUUUCAAGAAGUGGAUGGAGAGAGUGAAGAAAGAAGGAAGGCAAGACUGGAACGACACCAAAGAACGAUGGGGCGUGCGGCAAAAGCUCUUGCUGAGAAGAAUGAGCGUGACUUGCAAGCUCAGCGGGAGCAGGAAGAGCGACAUAGAAUUGGUGAAUCACUUGAUUUUGAGAUAAAGAGGUGGGCUGCUGGCAAAGAAGGCAACCUACGGGCCUUACUAUCAACAUUACAAUAUAUUCUUUGGCCGGAAUGUGGUUGGCGACCUAUAUCAUUGACUGAUCUGAUUACAGCAGCAUCUGUGAAGAAAGAAUACAGGAAAGCAACAUUGUGCAUCCAUCCUGAUAAAGUGCAGCAGAAGGGGGCAAAUCUUCAACAGAAAUACAUUGCAGAAAAGGUAUUCGACCUUCUGAAGGAAGCCUGGAACAAAUUCAACUCAGAAGAACUCUUCUAA
This is a messenger RNA of Miscanthus lutarioriparius, 2781 nucleotides long. The record is from the annotation of a GenBank genome assembly. Lineage: Eukaryota; Viridiplantae; Streptophyta; Magnoliopsida; Poales; Poaceae.